AGAUAGAGAUAGAACGGAGUGAUAACUGGACACUAGUAUCCGUAAAAGACUUCUGUUAUGUGCCUCUUUAUAAUGACCGUAAUAAUCAGACGCCUGUAAUAAUCAUAAAAGCCGGAUUACAUAACGAAUUAAAGAAGACAUCUUCUAUAAUUGUAUUGUUCGGUACAGCCGGAAAUGACAAUGACCAGCGCAAAUGUCACAGUGGCUCCUAAACCACCGAUGUCCGGCUAUGACCUCCAGGUGUACGGACUGGACAACGGUCAGUUUCUCUAUAUUCAUAUUCCAGCUCUGACAUGUAUAGGCCUUAGUUUUAUCUGUGCAGUUUUGAUUAUGGUGGACUCAUAUCGCCUUCAGAGUUUCAGGUCCUUUUUCUCCUGGACAAAGAGCGAGCGGUUUGUUGUGUACCUUGCGGUGUGUGAUGGACUCUUCAACAUAGCACACUCCAUGGACCACCUUCACAUCCUUAUAACCAGAGAUCAUGUACACCCAGUUGAACUCUGCGAGUUUUAUGGCUUCAUGUUGGCGGAGUUCAUCACAGCACAAAACCUAAUGGUAAAUGUGGUAGCCAUCAAUGCCUUCGUGUUGAUCUACUACAGAAAAAACAUAGGAUUUGGGCGAUACGACUGGAAACUUCUACUCUGGACGUUCGGAGCACCUUUUCUCGGGGCCACGAUUGCGGGAAUAGCCGGUCAACUGGGAACGAAUGGGGCAUUUUGCUACUUCGACGGUGUGAAAGGAGAGAUUGCAAAUGUUUUUUUCACAACGGUCCCGCUUUUAUUGGUUUUGGUGAUAAACAUCAUCCUGUACGCGCUUACAUGGUACAGGAUACAUACAGAGGGCAAACGUUUGAGGAACGUGAUCGGAAAAGAAGCGACAACAGUCAGAGCCUCUCACAAAGUCGCUCGGACAAUGUCUUUGUUUGUUACUGCAUUCUUCGCACAGUGGUGGGCAAUGGCUUUGUACGGUGUAUGGCAGCUAUCGGCAGACGUCCCUCAGGCCCUAUUUCAAUUCGUCACAACUUUUUCAAACGUUGGAGGGAUCCUGAACGGAAUCGUUUACGUUAUCAUCAGACGACGUAAGAUGAGUGGAUAUUACGAUAAAGAAAAAACCAAGGAAAGCUCUAAAUCUAAACUGGACUCUGGGAAUGGCCCAAGUAUCGACAAAACAUUGGAUACCGUUGACUUAGACUCCAAGGUUUAGGCACGUACAUUACAGUGCCUUCUGUAGAUAUAUUUGUUAACAUUAUAGGGGAGGCUGUUGACGGGAAAUUAAGCUUGAAAAAAGAAUAGAUAAGGCAAAGACGGAAACGGACAUGUUUGACAUUUGAGGGCAGGAAACUGCCGCCGCGCUCACAGUCUCUUCCUGAGACACCAAAGGAGGAAAUAUCAUCAUUGUCAAAACUCAAUCAUGAAAGAUAAUCGAGAUAAUCAUACGACUAUAUGUGAAAAAAGUAUUCCUUGUAAUCUGUAAUCGCUGCAUGAUACUGUGUUAUAAUCACAUUACAAAACCUUCCAUUGCUAUGAAAUUAAGACAUGUGAGGUACGCCAUACUAUGAUUAAGAAUGCUUAUAUAAGUGUUGCUUUCAUUGUAUUGCAUCCUUUAAAAAUCUUUUAAAUCUAGUAACUAGUCAGGAUUGCUGACCAUACAUAUUUGUCACCAUUGCUUAACAGUGUAUAUACAUGGAGAUUCACCGCUUCGCUUGUCAAUGCAAAUAGGAAGGGUACAAUAUACAAGUAUAAAAUAGCGAGGAGAACACACGCGAAUAAGAGGAAAAAUUGAGAUUCACCAGCUCGGAGAACUCUGUAUUUGCAAAAGAAAUUAGAAUCAUCUUGAGGAAAAGCUGAGGAGUUACCCCUGAUCUGUGGACUCAGGCAAUUGAAACCUGAUAAAAGCAAUAUAAAGACAUGAAAUCUUAUCCGUAAGGAGUUUUAUAAAAACGUUGUAAGAAUCGCCUCUUAUGAAUCCUGUGGGACUAAAGAACACUUGUACUGAUGACCGGUCUGUUGUAAUACUGUAUUUCGUAAUACCACGCUCUUGAUGUAAUGCAUCUUCAUACAAUGAUAUUUUAUUGUGCAUACUUUUUGUUAAACCGUACAAUUUUCCAUAUUUCGAAUUAAAAUCAAAUUUGAUAAGUUUAAUAAUUUUUGCUGGAUCAGUUAUGUUUCCUUUUUGUUAUUAACUAUGUCUGAAAGCUGUAACAAGUCAACGAACUCAACCGGAUGUAGCCGCGCCACGACAGUGGUCACUUGAAAGCACUCGAUAACCUUUAUACUGUAGUUCACAUCGUGCACGAGACACAUAUCCAUCAGAAUGGUGAUUCAUAUGCAAACGCCGAUAACAGAUUUAUAGUCAACAUGUACUAUUAAGCUGUUGAUUUUCUACAAACUCUUUUUUAUGUUUGUCCGAGUAUACACAAAAUGCAGAAUGUCUGGUUAGGUUUCAUCAUAUCUGUAUUGAUGUACAUAUUUUUCUUAUUUUUAAUUAAUAAACUUUUAAAAAAAAAAUACCAACCUAUCAACAUAAUCAUAAUCCGAACUCGAAUUCUAUAAAGCUGGGUCAAAACUUGAUCAAAUGAGAGAUUUACACGGAGACUCCUAAAAAUUACAAGGAGAAUAAGACCAGACGUUCCGUAAGAGUAAGGGUAUUCUGCUUCAUCGACGGCACCCGCCAUGUUAUGAAUACAGAAAACUUAACAAAUUCUGAAAAUCAAUUUGAUUUGUGAAAUACUAGCACUUCUUUAUUUAUUUUCUGAUAUUAUAUUCUAGUACACCGACAGCGUGAAAAUCAAAUGUCAAACACAGCAAUACUGUACUAUUAUUGUACUUUUGUUUGAUUUAUUAAAGUUGAUUAAGGCCAAUAAUUCUUUCCACCUUCAACUACAUCAUAUCUAUGUCUGUUUAUCUAGGUCUUGCAUGUAUUGUUGUUUUUUAUUUUUGUAUUUUUGUAUAGAUGAUUUUGUGAAUUAGCACACUUGCUUAAAGUGCCUCUGGAUCGCGAGUUCGAGACCUACAUGGGGCAGGUAUUGGCCGCAGGAUGGUGGAUUUUCUGUGGGAGCUCCGGCUUUCCUCCACCAACUUACCUGGCUCGUCUUUUAAUAACUCUGGCUAUUAAUAGGGCUUAAAGCAAGUGCUUAAAUAGAUACUCAGAGAAAAAGAUUACAGAAAAUGUGUUUAGUUGACUGUUCAAAGAAUGUUCACGGUCUUUGUCUGAUGAAUCAUAUAUACACUAAUAAGGAAAGCAUAUGA
Messenger RNA from Ylistrum balloti, 3245 nucleotides. RefSeq lists its product as uncharacterized. Bases 175 to 1200 code for a protein of 341 amino acids. The record is from RefSeq and is a predicted model, not a curated record. The transcript has 2 exons. Gene Ontology annotation, molecular function: G protein-coupled receptor activity. NCBI's taxonomy places the organism in Eukaryota, Metazoa, Mollusca, Bivalvia, Pectinida, Pectinidae. Gene Ontology annotation, cellular component: plasma membrane. Gene Ontology annotation, biological process: adenylate cyclase-activating G protein-coupled receptor signaling pathway.